Anopheles maculipalpis is the source of this 605-nucleotide messenger RNA. It is a transcript of the gene Coq7, whose product is annotated as 5-demethoxyubiquinone hydroxylase, mitochondrial. Gene Ontology annotation, cellular component: nucleus; mitochondrial inner membrane. The record is from RefSeq and is a predicted model, not a curated record. Gene Ontology annotation, molecular function: 3-demethoxyubiquinol 3-hydroxylase activity. Gene Ontology annotation, biological process: determination of adult lifespan; regulation of reactive oxygen species metabolic process; ubiquinone biosynthetic process. The coding region runs from base 15 to 590 and encodes 191 amino acids. The transcript has 3 exons. NCBI's taxonomy places the organism in Eukaryota, Metazoa, Arthropoda, Insecta, Diptera, Culicidae.
UUUUAGCAUCACAAAUGCUACACUUGACGAGAGGAGUUCACACUGGCCGUGAGCUGCUGGCUCAGCGCUGCUCGAAGCUGGUCGACAGCGUUAUCCGGGUGGACCAUGCUGGGGAGCUCGGUGCGAACCAAAUCUACCGUGGACAGAUGGCAGUUCUUGGACACACCAGGGCGGGUAAAACGAUUCAGCACAUGUGGGAGCAGGAGAAAGCGCACAAGGAAGAGUUCGACCGGCUCAUCAACAAAUAUCGCGUCCGUCCGACGGCACUGCUACCGUUCUGGAAUGUGGCCGGCUUUGCGCUCGGUGCCGGUACGGCACUGCUCGGCGAGAAGGCUGCGAUGGCGUGUACGGUCGCCGUAGAAUCGGUCAUCGUCGAGCAUUACAACGACCAGCUGCGCAAGCUGAUGGACGAUCCGUCCUUUACCGACAAGGAGCUGCUCGAUACGAUUCAGCGCUUUCGGGACGAGGAGCAGGAACAUCACGACACCGGCAUUGAGCAUGGGGCGGAACAGGCCCCGUUCUAUCGUGCGCUGACGGAUGUCAUCAAGUUUGGUUGCCGUACGGCGAUCAAGAUUGCGGAAAAGGUGUAAUAGCUUGUGCGUGUG